AUGGAUUAUGGCAUCACUGGCAACACGGCGACAAGCGGUGCCAAGCAGAACAAUACUUGGGUCCAGUUCACGCUAUACAAACAAAACAUCAAUACAACAACAAAUGUUGCCGCAUCAACGACCGCAGCAAUUGGAGCAAGCCUAUGCUCCUCAUCAACAAGUAGCCGUUUUGAUCUCUGGAGUCGCGCCUAUGAGCUAGUCCAGCAACGAGAAGGCGAACUAAUGGAAGAGUAUCUAAAGUAUCUGGAUACUGUACUUAAAAAUGUCUCUCCUUCUACCGACAAAGACCUUCUUAAUCCCGAAUACAUUAAAUGUAUCGUGAAUCAGUUAUUUGAUUCCAGAGAAAAAGAUGGAAUUUACGUGCAAUUCCCAUCGGGCAAUACUGCAGCGCGAGAAGAGAUAGAGAAGCUCGCAAAGUUUCUCCUCUGGUCGGAUUCUAUUAUCAAGACGACAGUGAAUACUGAGCCCCACGCUGCUCUAGCAUACUCUGGCGUCUCUUUAUUCUUCUUUGCUCUCGCUAAAUCCCCAGUCUACAAUAAGGCAAUGCUGGAGGGCUUCAAUACACUCAGCAACAUGCAAAUAUUCUGGAAGGCAUGCGAAGAGACAUAUCUUAUAUCGUCGGGCUCACAAAUGAACCAUGCCCUAAAAGAUUCCCUGGAGGAGCUAUACUCCUUUAUGAUCGAAUACCAGGCUCGCAUUAUAUGCCACAUCACCAUACUGCCAGUUUCUCGCAUUCUAAAGUGGGUGGCUGGAUCUGAUGACUGGACUGAAAUGAUGCGGCGAAUUCAGAAUUCAGAACAGAGUUGCCUGGUAUAUAUCACUGAAGGGGAAAAGGCCGAGAUCCAUCGAAUGGGAAAAGCUCAGUUGGGGGCGAUUCAAAAACAGGUGACUCUACAAGAGGAGUUGCUUCAAGACAUCAAAAACAAUAAACAGGACGAUAUAGAACGGAAACUUCUUGGCGACCUUUCAUCAGUAUCAGGCGACUACGCGAGAUAUAAAAAUAUCAACCCAGAGAGAGUCCCCGGCACUUGUGAGUGGUUCUUGGCGGAUGACCGGUUCUGCGAAUGGCGAAAUAGCCAAACUGGAGCGCUUUUAUGGGCCUCGGCAGGUCCUGGAUGUGGGAAAUCAGUCCUGUCGAGAUGCCUGAUCGACGAAGGCCAUUUAACUCCAGAUUCUAUGAUUACCAUCGAGUCGUCAGUCAUUAAGGCUUCCCAGAAACCAUCGGUCGUUUGUUACUUCUUCUUCAAAGAGGGGCAAAUGGACGGCUCUCACGCUUUAUGCGCAAUAUUACACCAGCUAUUUCAGCACCCUUCAACUUCCAAUCUAAUCAAUCAUGCGCUUCCGAGCCACAAGAGUCACGCAAAGUCUCUGACACAAAGGAUGGAAGUACUAUGGAAAAUAUUGGUCGAUUGUGCAGAAUCUUCCCCAGCAGAUAUCAUUUGCGUGCUCGAUGCCCUGGAUGAGUGCGGAGGAGACAGUGCACAGCAAUUAUUGGGCAUGAUUAAGAGAUGUUAUUCUCAGCAUGAUCAGUUGCUAAGGCCCUCUAAUUUAAAGUUUUUGAUCACCAGCCGCCCGUAUGAUAAUCUAAAAGGUUUAUUCGACACACUUCAAUCAGUCGCAACCUACAUGCAUUUCGACGGUGACGAGAAUGAGAAGUCGAGUCAAAUUGGUGAAGAAAUAAACCUUGUGAUUGAUGCUAAGGUUAGAAACAUUGCAGGACUCUUUUCAGACGAGGACCGAGAUAGAAUUUCGAAACGCCUCAAGCACAUGGAGAACCGGACAUAUCUCUGGCUACACCUAACGUUCAAUCUCAUUGAGAAGAAGAGGGGCGCAUUUGGCAGAAAAACAGAUAUAGAGAAGCUUCUAGACGAGCUACCAUCUCAAGUAGCUGAUGCAUAUGACAAAAUCCUUUCCAAAAACCAAGACGAAAAGAAGGUCAAGGCUCUGCUGCAAAUUGUUUUAGCUGCGACACGGCCGCUGACGCUGGAUGAGGCCAACAAUGCUCUCGCACUCGCUCUAGAGGAAGGGAAUUUUCCAGCAUAUGCAACUCUGCAAGAGAAACUAUGGCCACAGGAUGGUUUUGAAACGAUAGUGCAGAAUUUGUGCGGCCUCUUCAUCAGAAUCCACGACUCAAAGCUGUCGUUUAUCCACCAAACAGCGAGAGAAUUCUUAGUCUCUCGACACCAAACAGGGAGAAAAGUCUUAGUCUCUCGAGAGCGGACAGGGACAUGGAAGAAUCGACUAUACUUGUCAGAGUCACACGGCAUCUUAUCUAGAGCGUGCAUCAAUUAUUUACAGAUACUUGAUUGUGAUUGCGAAAAUCCAAUGGAAGAGUAUCCCCUUUUCGAUUACGCCGCUCGCAAUUGGUCUUUGCAUUUUCGUUUGCAAGAUGCAGCCUCUACCGACAUCCUUCGAAAGCCUGCACGUCAGUUGUGUCACAUAUCUUCACCACAGGCUCGAUUUUGGGUCAACCAAUGCACUGUUUUGAGCCUUGAAGAUCCGGCCGAUUUACAUGUUGCAGCUGAGUUGGGCCUGGCUGCAGUUGUGCAUGACGUCCUAGUGCAUGAACACGCCAACGUGAACGAAGGAAGAGGCUACUACGGGGACGACGUUACGCCGCUCUAUCUAGCUCUAGUGGAGGGCCAUGUAGACGUGGUGGAAGUCCUCCUAGAUCCUGCGCAUAGAGCCAAGGUUGAUAAAUAUGACGUUAUAGCUGCGGUGAGGCAUGACUCAAAUGCAGAAGCAAUGAUGACGCUGCUUCUUGACAAGCGCGGCAGGAACAUCAAGAUUACAGAGGGAAUUCUGGAAAGCACAGUAGCGAACAGGCAGUGUGGGAGAGCAGUCUUGGCGUUGUUGCUCAAGAGGCGUGGCAACAAAAUCAGAAUUACAGAAUCUGUGGUCGAAGAGGCAGCUAAACGUGGGUCAAUUGAGACCAUGUCUCUGCUCUUAGAUGAGCGUGGCAGGAACAUCAAGAUCACAGAAGAUAUUUUGAUAUUUGCAUUGAAAUACAACGAGAGGGAACUGCUUGCUCUGCUUCUGAAGCGCGAGGCCGAGAUCACAGAAGCAGUGCUCAUUAAAGGAUUGAAUUUAGAUCGUCUUAAACAUUUAGAUCUUAUUCUGGAUCAUUCCGAUGAAAUCAAGAUUACAGAGGAAAUGGUUCAAGCUGCAGCAAGAAAUUAUUACGGGCCACAGGUACUCCAAUUGCUUCUUGAAAAGCGUGGGCAUGAUAUUACAGUCACAAAGGACAUCCUUAAGGCUGCAGCAGAUAGUCAUCAUGGGCCGGAAGCGAUAAUCCUACUGCUUGAUAAGUAUGGGCAUCAGUUUAGCAUUACAGAUGAUAUUGUCGAAUCUGCAGUGGCUAGGACCUAUCGCGCGAAAGAAGUUUUAUCGCUGCUGCUUGAUAAGCGCGGGCAUGAGUUUAGCAUUACAGAUGAUAUUGUCAAAUCUGCAGUGGCUAGGACCUAUCGCGCGAAAGAAGUUUUAUCGCUGCUGCUUGAUAAGCGCGGGCAUGAGUUUCAAAUUACAAAUGAUAUUGUCAAGUCUGCAGUGGCUAAUGAGUGUCUCGCGAAAGAAGUUUUAUCGCUGCUGCUUAACCAGCGCGGGCAUGAGUUUACUAUCACAGAAGAUAUUGUUAAGUCAGCAGUGGCUAAUGAGGGUGAUCAAUGGCCUAGUUCGGAUGAUAAUAUCCUGGAAAUGGUAACCCUGCUGCUCGACAAGCGCGGGCAUGAGUUUAUCAUUACAGAGGAGAUAAUCAAGGAAGCAGUACAGAACCGGUGGAAUGGGGUGGCAAUAGUAACUAUACUGCUUGACAGACGCGGUGAUGAGAUUAAGAUCACAAAGGACAUCAUUAAAGAGGCGCGAAGGUUUGGGAACAAGGAGAUGCAGAACCAAAAAGGAGGGGAAUGGACAUAUGAAAGGAAGAAGAACAAGGUUGGACCAGGUAGGCAAAUGGAUGCGAUGGAAAUUUUAGAAGCGUUGGGCCAGUAA
Messenger RNA from Trichoderma atroviride IMI 206040, 3987 nucleotides. RefSeq lists its product as uncharacterized. Gene Ontology annotation, molecular function: protein binding. NCBI's taxonomy places the organism in Eukaryota, Fungi, Ascomycota, Sordariomycetes, Hypocreales, Hypocreaceae. The record is from RefSeq and is a predicted model, not a curated record.